Messenger RNA from Glossina fuscipes, 4046 nucleotides. RefSeq lists its product as uncharacterized. Bases 268 to 3759 code for a protein of 1163 amino acids. NCBI's taxonomy places the organism in Eukaryota, Metazoa, Arthropoda, Insecta, Diptera, Glossinidae. The transcript is spliced from 3 exons. The record is from RefSeq and is a predicted model, not a curated record.
ACAUUUUAUUUAUGAGAGUUGUGUUGUGUGAUAAUUCAGAAAUUUUCUUCUCUGCACAUUUCAGGAAUUUUGGUGGAAUUUACAACGUUAAAAGUGUUUAAUCAUUGAAUAAUUUUUAAAACUGAUAGCUGAUUUACACAUUGCAGAUCUUCAUAAUUUUGCAGAGUUCUGCAGUAAGAACUUUUGUCGCUCCUACUAAAUUUUUUUCUGUUAGUGUAGCUACGGACGAAAAAGAACAAGAGUAAGAACUUCAAUAUUUUUACUAGCAUGAAUAUAACGCCAGGCGAGCCAGUGCCACCAGGCUUCGAAGAUGAAGUGAACCGAGUGGCACAGAUACAAGAUACUGUUGACAAAUAUAAAGGCAAUGCUUUAAUCGGUUUGGAAUAUUCGCUGGAACUACAUGAAGACAAUCGCCAUGAACCCGGUUAUCUUUGUGUGUUAUGCGAUAAACGAGGUGAUCCCCGCAGCAUUAUGCACCACUGGACUUCAUUUAAUCAUCGUAUGAAGUAUUUAGAAAAACAUUAUCCAUCAGCUGUUAAAGAAUGUUUGCCGGUUAAAUAUAAGCCCAACUCUCAUAAUAUUAUGAUUUUAAUUGUACAAUCUUUGGCUGAAGCUAUUGAAGAUCAUCAUGGUCGUUUAUCUGUUACAGUGAUGAGUGCUGACGAGUUUCGCCACAAAAAAAGCCAUUAUAUGGAGGAGGUCAACAGUAAAUAUCACUUUAGCGAACGCAAUGGGCCAAACUUCGUUGACGCCAUAGACCGCACUCUAUGGGAAAAUAGGCCAUUGAAAAGGAAAGAUUCGAAUGCUCAGAUAACCAUAAAAGCACCUAAACGUUUACAUGAAAUAAAUGCAAAUAAUAAAAAUGAUUUGGAUGAAAUAUCCAGUGAUUCGGAUAACGAUAACAACAAAAAUUGCAAUAAAAAAUCGAAACAACAAGAGCCAGCCUAUCGCACUUUACCACGUGUAAGGCGCUCACCUCCUUUUGAAGAAGAGCGUGAGAAAAAGGUGGAAAAGAAACUUCCGACACCUAAGGAAUUGUCAUUGCAAGCCUCGCAUAUUGCGCAAGAACGUUACAAAUGGGAAAAAUAUCGCUGUAUGCUGGAGAUUCAACUCAAACAGAUGGAAAAAAUACAACAAGAUUAUGAAAAGAAUCCCGAAAAACACCCUUCAUAUCCCGAAGAAUGGAAAAAGUUUUGGAAUCGCCGUUAUAAAGAGCUACAAACAGAAAAAAAAGUCGAUCCUAAUAAAUAUGAUUAUAAACCCGAAUGGAUUGUCUAUUGGACGGCACGCAUGAAAGAACUCUUUAAUGUCGAAGUGGAGAAAAAGAAAAAGGAGAUUAAAGUGAAACUUGGUCUACCAGAAGAUGCCGAAGAGAAAGUGGAUCAAUUGAAAGAAAAAUAUAAAGUACCCGUUAAUCGUACAAUUGCUGUCAAAAAGAUAAGCGAAGGAAGGGCUUCAGAAGAUGUUAUUGACAUUAGUGACGACGAUUCGCCAAAACGUUCGCGUCGCUCCCGCUCUCGUAGUCGCAGUCGUGACUAUAAAAGAUCGCGUUCGCGUUCGUUAAGUCCAUUUUCUGAUGACUAUGAACUUAAUAACAAACACUAUAGUAACCAUCGUCAUCGUCCUACUAGGUCGAGGGGUUAUAAUGCAGGUUCAAACUCUUCUUCCGGUUUGAACGAUUACUAUGGAUACACGCGUUCACGUUAUACACCUACACAUUAUCCUAGUUCAUCAACCCAUUAUCGAGUGCUCGAUUCUCAUAAAAUACCUAAAUAUGAAGAGCGAAGCGAUUUGAAGAUAUCAUCAGUGACAAAAGAAACCAAAGAAGAGCCACCUAAAGACGAAGGACCUGAAGGUCCACUUACCGUGGUAGCAGUGUUACGCCUCCUAACUGCUCUCGAAGAUCAUUUGGGCAGUUUAGGGCCAAAAGUAGUUGAUCUAUUGGGAAAAGCUUUGGCUUUAGAAAAGGUCAAAGCGAAUUCCUCAGAUGAUCUUGUGAUGAAUGAAGAUCACUGUGUCUUUUUUGAAACAAUUAAGGAAAAACUCAAGGGUCUGCUGAUUGCCGAUGUGCUCGACGAUCAGCAAAAAGUGCGCGCCGUAAAAAAAGCCAUUAAAAAUAUAGCAGCCCUCAUUCAUCAAGUAACCACUAAAGGUCCGCAAACUGAUUCAACUGUUCAAGCUGGCAAUGAAAAUAAAAAAAAUCCCAAGGAAUCGACAAAACAAUCAACUAAUUCUAAAGUUUCGUCGAGUGCAAGUAUUAAAGAUUUACCAUUCGAUCGUCAAGUGGUCGCAACGAAAUUGGCAGCUUCACUUGUUAUUCAUGGACGUGAAGAUGUCUCUACGGAAGAUAUGGAUAAAUUGAUAUUCAUGUAUAUUUUAAUGGUAAAGUUAUCGAAAUCGAAACGCGAAGUUGACGGCAAACCUAUUUACACUAAAGAUAUAUUAUUGCAAUUGGGUAUUUCAACGUCAACACCGCCUGGCGUUGGCAAUAAACCAACUAGUGCAGCUUUAGCCGCUCUGCCGGGCAUAGUUGAUGAGCUUUUUGAAAAAGAGCUGACAAGUCUGGUACAGGAAGUCGAAGAGGAAAUCGAUAAUGAAUCUAUGGAUAAAGAAUCACGUAGUGAUGGGAAUAGUAAUAUGUUAGAAUCUUUAACAGACUCAGAUUUGCAAACGUUGUUGCAAAAUUUCAAACAUCUAUCUAAUGAGGAGCAGCAUCAUUUAAUAGCCCAUCUUAAGAAAUUAGAAUCAGCCGAUCCUGCACGUGUCGAAAAGUUACGUAAAUUUGUUAAUUUCGCAGAUAUGAUAGAAACUUCGAGGUCAACCACGGAAUCGACGAAAUCGAAAGAGACUCCGCCAGUAGCAGGUUCUCGGAGCAAAAAUUUUAAUUGUAAUGAUUCUCCGCCAGCCAACAGCAAUAAGGACAAAAUUACUGCCCCAGGUACUGAAGAAGACGAGCAUCGUCGUCGUCCAUUACAAGUUAAUCCUAGUAAAUUUGCUUUGGAUGAUGAGGAAGAGGAGGACGAUGAUUAUAACUUCGAAGAAGUGUUUAAAGCAGCUUCUAGUAACGUUAACAGUUCAUCGGAAGAGCAUUUGCACCAAUCGAAUGAAAAUAAAAGUUCAAAGAGUACUCACGAGGCAGUCGUUCCGGCAAUAUCUUCACCCACAUCUUUGACUUUCAAUCCGGCCGGCUUUAAUAUAUCUCUUAAUGAUACCCAGAAUCUUAUAGCUAAUAUUAUGGGCUCUUUGCAACAAAGCAAUUCUGGUCCAAAAUGUACCACUGGCAAUAAUCAUAAUAAUAAUAAUAAAUCACCUACAGUACCGAAACCUGUACCAGCCGUACCUAUACAGCCACAGCCCGUGCCACCAAUUGCACCAGCGGCAUCCAAGAUUAAGGAGACCAAUAUUGGUGGCGGCGCUGGUGGUAGCAAUGAUAGCGGUGAUCGUGAUGCCAGCAGUGCCAUUGGCAAUCGAGAACGGAUGUUGCCUCAAAAUAUGUCCAAUAUGCCGUACUAUCCUCACCAACAACAGGAAACUACGCCUUAUAAUUACAAUCAAAUGAAUAAUCCUGGAUACUAUAAUAUGAUGCCUACUGGACCUGUAGGGGGCUAUAAUCAAAAUGCAUACGCUCCUGGCUAUCAGCAAUGGGAUAACGGACCACCGCAAAUGCAAUCAUUUGGUGUGCAAGGCUUCAGUAUGCCAUCUCAUCCUCAACCCAAUCAACCGAUGGGUUACAAUAUGUAUGGACAAGGUGGUAAUUGAAUUAAAUUAUUCUUCUCACGAAAAUCAACUGUUCACAAUGGAGAUAAUAAUCAUCUCCAUUUAUAUUCAUGUACUGAUGAAAUAAAGUUUUAUUUUUUCACUUUUUAGUUUAGAAAAAAAGACAGUUUUAGGUUUUUUUUUUUUUUGAAUAACUUGUGUGUGUGUGUAUUAUACAAAUAUGAGUAUGUAUUAUAAAAAUAUGAGUAGAAGAAAGCCGAGAGUCGAUGAUUUAACGAAUUCUGCAUUUUUAAUAAACAAAGUUUAAUAAAAGUACUUAAAAAUAUAUA